AUGACUGUCGCCGCCGAUUUAACCCAUCGAAGCUCGGCCCAGAGCCAGGUGGCUUUGGAGGAUCGUUUUGAAGUCCUCAAGGAAAUCGGAGAUGGAAGCUUCGGCAGUGUCGUUCUGGCCCGCGUCAGAACCGCUGGCGCCAAUGUAGCCCGUCGCGGUUCAGUGGUUGCAAUCAAAUCUAUGAAAAAGACGUUUGAUUCACUGACGCCGUGUCUGGAAUUACGGGAGGUGGUAUUUUUAAGGACCAUUCCAAAUCACCCGCACCUCGUCCCAGCACUGGACAUUUUCCUGGACCCUUACAGCAAAAAGCUGCAUAUUUGCAUGGAAUACAUGGAAGGCAACCUUUAUCAGCUGAUGAAAGCCAGGGACCACAAAUGUCUUGACAAUGCCAGUGUCAAGAGCGUGUUGUUCCAGAUCAUGCGUGGUCUGGAACAUAUUCACUCCCACAAUUUUUUCCACCGAGAUAUCAAACCAGAGAACAUCCUUGUUUCGACUUCAUCUCACCAGGAAGCGUCCAACUCAUUCCGGAGAUAUUCAGCCCUGGUAACCCCCCCGUCAACACCCCCCAACUAUACCGUCAAGCUUGCCGACUUUGGCCUGGCCCGAGAAACUCACUCGAAGCUUCCGUAUACGACAUACGUCUCUACAAGAUGGUACCGCGCACCUGAGGUUCUGCUACGCGCGGGAGAGUAUUCGGCCCCUGUCGACAUUUGGGCUGUUGGUGCCAUGGCUGUUGAAGUUGCCACCUUGAAGCCGCUUUUCCCCGGUGGAAAUGAGGUCGAUCAAGUUUGGCGAGUUUGCGAGAUUAUGGGCAGUCCCGGGAAUUGGUAUAACAAGGCUGGAGUACGCGUUGGUGGAGGAGACUGGCGAGAGGGAACCCGUCUUGCGAGCAAACUUGGCUUCUCGUUCCCCAAGAUGGCACCACAUGCCAUGGACACCAUUCUGCGGGCUCCUCAAUGGCCCGCCUCCCUCAGCGCCUUCGUCACCUGGUGCUUAAUGUGGGAUCCCAAGAACCGACCCACUUCCUCCCAAGCUCUUAUGCACGAAUACUUCAAUGAUGCCGUUGAUCCUACGCGACCCAAGUCAUCUGCUUCGAAGAUACUGGGCCGCAAGCAAUCUGAUCUUGGCCGCACCGUCAAAGAAUCUACCAGCACGACUCAGAUCGCGUCCUUACCCUCUUGGUUCCGAAAAUCCCUGAUUGGCCGUAGCGAUGUUACAGAGCCAGCCGUUGUUCAAGCCCCCAGCAAGGAUGCUCCCAUCCCUAGGCCUUCUCCUGUGUCGGCUGCACCGCCUGUUGAGGCUCCCGCCGCCAAGGCGCGAGCUCCUCCAGCGGCAAAGCGCAGUACCUGGACAAACGGCCUUUCUAACGUGGCUCCCAUGCCAAUUCUACCUACCAUUAGGCCGAUUUCACCACUUUCUGAUGCCGUCACUGCUCGAGCCAACAACGGCCAAGCUGAAAUCAAAACAAAAAAGCUUGGCAGACAGCUCUCUGUCGCUUCCAGCACCAAUGGCUACACUGAGAUGCACCGCCAGCAGGCUGAGCGUGCUCUUAAUGGCGAGACGGGUCUCGCCUCGCCCCCUAGCGGUCAUAAGGAAAGCUUCUUCUCACAUCUUCGAAAGCGAGCCAGGCGCUUCUCAGGACGCCACCAGACGCCUGUAUCUCCCUCAUACGAAGACAUGGAAGCGCAGAUUGGCUGCGGCCCUUGGGCAAGUAACAGGUCUUCAAUGGUGGUUGAUCAACAGGGCGGGCCUAUUCCCAAGGCCGAAGUGUACGAUUCUUUGGACAAGGCUCUCCGGGAUGUCCAGGGCAACCUGGAUUCGCGAUCCGCAUUGCCUGCAAGCCAUCAACCCACAUCCAACGGCAAACUUAAGAGACACCACUCUCUCCCUCAUCAACAGCCCAGGUCUGUGGAUAACCUGAUUGGGGCUGCCCGUGCUGGGCCAAUUUCGAGUCGCACGCGACGGGCGCAGGCAGCUCAUGGUGUACAGCAGUACGAGGUUCCCGAUGAAGAAGAUGAGCUCCUCGAUGAGGCCCUGACGUCUGCUCGACGGGCCAUGCGACACAUGGAUGGAUCUGCGAAGCCUCUAAGGCAAUCCGCUAGCAAUCUUGGCUUAGCAACCCCCCAUCCUUACCCAAGCCCUUCGCCAUCUGCGAGUGGCAGUCAGGUCCUGUAUGGGGACGGCCAGGAAGCUUUGACUCCUAAGCCCUUGGAUCUCGGCAAGAAAUCCUACAACCAGUACAAGUGGCCCACCCCACCUUAUGAAGGAAGCGAAUGGGGAGCGUCUGCAUCAGCGAGUAUCUGGGCUGCUGGCAACAGAUUUUAG
Messenger RNA from Metarhizium brunneum ARSEF 3297, 2325 nucleotides. It is a transcript of the gene pit1, whose product is annotated as Sporulation protein kinase pit1. Gene Ontology annotation, molecular function: protein serine/threonine kinase activity; ATP binding. Gene Ontology annotation, biological process: protein phosphorylation; intracellular signal transduction. Lineage: Eukaryota; Fungi; Ascomycota; Sordariomycetes; Hypocreales; Clavicipitaceae. Gene Ontology annotation, cellular component: nucleus; cytoplasm. The record is from RefSeq and is a predicted model, not a curated record.